Cutaneotrichosporon oleaginosum is the source of this 786-nucleotide messenger RNA. The record is from RefSeq and is a predicted model, not a curated record. NCBI's taxonomy places the organism in Eukaryota, Fungi, Basidiomycota, Tremellomycetes, Trichosporonales, Trichosporonaceae.
AUGUGUCGAGCUUCCAAAAAGCCCGCUUCGGCCCCCUACGGCACCAAGGUCGCCAAGAAGGCUGCCCAGAACCCUCUCUUCGAGAAGCGUUCGCGCACCUUCGGCAUCGGCGGUGACCUUCCCCCCCAGCGCGACCUCACCCGCUUCGUCAAGUGGCCCGAGUACGUCCGCCUCCAGCGCCAGCGCGUUAUCCUCAACCAGCGCCUCAAGGUGCCCCCCGCCAUCGCCCAGUUCUCGAACACCCUCGACAAGAACACGGCGACCCAGGUCUUCCAGCUCCUGAACAAGUACAAGCCCGAGUCGACCCAGGAGAAGAAGGCUCGUCUCCAGGCCGAGGCUGAGGCCAAGACCAAGGGCGAGAAGACCGAGACCAAGAAGCCCGUCGUCGUCAAGUACGGCCUUAACCACGUUGUUGCCCUUGUCGAGGCCAAGAAGGCCAAGCUCGUUCUCAUCGCCGACGACGUCGACCCCAUUGAGCUCGUUGUUUUCCUUCCCGCGCUCUGUCGCAAGAUGGGCGUCCCCUACGCCGUGGUCAAGGGCAAGGCCCGCCUUGGUCUCACCGUCAACAAGAAGACCUCGGCCGUCGCCGCCCUCACCGAGGUCCGCUCGGAGGACGAGAAGACCCUCGCCAACGUCCUCUCGGCCGUCAACUCGUUCAACGAGACCAACAAGGAGGCCUCGCGCCACUGGGGCGGUGGCUUCCGUGGCCCCAAGUCCAAGGCCAAGCUCAUCAAGCGCGCCCGCCGCGCCGGCCAGGACCUCAAGACCGUCCACCUCGAGCUCUAA